This is a messenger RNA of Erythranthe guttata (spotted monkey flower), 2033 nucleotides long. RefSeq names its product L-ascorbate oxidase. NCBI's taxonomy places the organism in Eukaryota, Viridiplantae, Streptophyta, Magnoliopsida, Lamiales, Phrymaceae. Gene Ontology annotation, molecular function: copper ion binding; oxidoreductase activity. The record is from RefSeq and is a predicted model, not a curated record. Gene Ontology annotation, cellular component: extracellular region; plasmodesma.
CAAUGCAUGUACAAAUAAUAUAUAUCUAUAUCUAUAUAUCUAUAUAUACACCCCCAACCACAGGCCUCCAUAUUCAUAUAUCAUCAUCUCCAUCUCUCUCUCUCUCUAGCUUCCUCUCUCUCUCUCUCUCUCUAGAUAUAGCAGCAUGGCACUGUUGGUGAAUCCAUGGUCGAUGAAGGUCAUAAAGGUCAUUUUACUCUCAUAUAUUAUUUCGAAUUUAUUUGUGCAGUCAGCAAAUAGUGCAAAAACUAGGCAUCUAAAAUGGAAGGUGGAGUAUUUGCAUUGGUCACCAGACGGCGUUGAAAGUGUCGUUAUGGGAAUCAACGGGCAGUUUCCGGGCCCAACUAUUCGGGCUCGGGCCGGCGACACCAUUAAUAUUGAGCUCACUAACAAGCUUCCCACUGAAGGUGUUGUUAUUCACUGGCAUGGAAUCAGACAGAUCGGAACGCCGUGGGCAGACGGGACUGCGUCUAUUUCACAAUGUGCUAUUAAUCCUGGAGAAACAUUUGUCUACAAUUUUAAAGUUGACAAGGCGGGCACAUACUUUUACCAUGGACACUACGGGAUGCAAAGAUCAGCAGGGUUGUACGGUUCGCUGAUUGUCGACGUGGCAGAAGGAGAGAGGGAAAUAAUCCACUACAACGGGGCGUUCGACAUUCUGCUCACUGAUUGGUGGCAUAAGGCAUCUCAUGAACAAGAGGUUGAUCUUUCCUCCAAUCCCAUGCGUUGGAUUGGUGAGCCCCAGACCUUGUUGAUUAAUGGGAGAGGGCAGUUCAAUUGCUCAUUGGCAGCGCAAUAUAGCAAUUCAACAGAAAACCCGUGCACGUUAAGAGGUGGUGAGCAGUACGCGCCCGAGAUCCUCCAUGUUCUCCCCAACAAAACUUACCGGCUCAGGAUAGCAAGCUCCACUGCGUUGGCUUCACUCAACUUAGCUAUUGGGAAUCACAAGAUGGUGGUGGUGGAAGCCGACGGAAACUACGUGCAGCCGUUCACGGUGGACAACCUCGACAUAUACUCCGGCGAGAGCUACUCAGUCCUCUUCACUACAAAUCAAGACCCCUCGAAAAAUUACUGGAUUUCGGUCAACGUAAGGGGAAGAAAACCCCAAACCCCACCAGCCCUAGCCCUACUCCACUACCCCAACACCCACAUAUCCACCCUACCUACCUCCGCGCCGCCUGUCGCCCCGCGGUGGGACGACUACGACGUCAGCAAAUCCUUCACCAAAAAACUCCUCGGCCUCGUGGGCCCCACCAACCCCCAGCCCCCUCCGACCUCCGACCGCAGAAUCAUACUCUUGAACACACAAAACUUCAUCGACGGGUACACGAGAUGGUCGAUCAACAACGUAUCCCUAGUCCUCCCCUCCACCCCCUACCUAGGGGCCAUCAAGUACGGCCUGAACGGCGCGUUUGACCAAAAUCCCCCUCCAGAUAGAUACAAUUACACCUACGACGUGACGGUCCCUGCAGCCAACCAGAACUCCGCGUACGGGAGCGGUGUCUACAAUUUGACAUUCGGCACGACGGUGGACGUGGUCCUGCAGAACGCGAACGCGAUAAAGGCGAACGUGAGCGAGAUACACCCGUGGCACCUCCACGGGCACGAUUUCUGGGUGCUAGGGUACGGGGAGGGGAAGUUUGACGAGGAGACAGAUGUGGCUAAGUUCAACUUGCGGGAUCCGCCUCUGAAGAACACCGCGGUUGUGUACCCGUUCGGGUGGACGGCACUUAGGUUUGUGACGGAUAAUCCCGGGGUGUGGGCGUUCCAUUGCCAUAUCGAACCGCACCUGCAUAUGGGCAUGGGGGUCAUUUUCGCCGAGGGGGUCGACCGCGUGGGGAGGAUUCCGGUUGAGGCUAUGGCGUGCGGGUUGACCGGGAAGAUGCUGAUGAACUCUAACGUGCGCCAUUGAGAUAAUAUUGGAAUAAUUGUUGGCUAUUAUUGAGAGUAAUUAAUCUACGGAAGUACCUUAAGUUUUAUUUAGUCUAUUAAAUCCAAUAUUUUAAAUAAAUUGUGAUUUUUCUUUCUUAAAU